GCCGGAAGAUCGAACAGUCCAUUUUAAGAGUCUUGGCGGUGACAUUUCCUCAGAAGGCUCUGAGGUGUCCCACUGAGAGCUCUGUUAAAUCCCCAGCACAGUGAAGAUGGAGAUUUCACUGAGGUCGUACCAGAAGGAGGUGGUUGAGGUGGCUCUGAGGGGGCAGAACAGUAUCAUUUGGCUGCCCACCGGAGGAGGAAAGACUCGAGCUGCAGUGUACGUAGCCAAAAGGCACUUGGAGACGCAUCCCGAUGCCAAAGUGGCUGUUCUCGUCAACAAGGUGCACCUGGUCGAUCAGCACUAUCAGAAGGAAUUCCGGCCCCACCUGGGUCAUACUGUAAAGAUCGUGGCCAUCAGUGGAGACAGCCAGGAGAAGGACUUUUUUGGCCGUGUGGUCAGGGACUCAGACCUGGUCAUCUGCACCGCUCAGAUUCUGGAGAACGCCAUAAUAAACACAGAGGAGGACAAGCAUGUGGAGCUCACAGACUUCACACUGCUAAUCAUAGACGAGUGCCACCACACUCAUAAGGAUGCAGUGUAUAAUAAGAUCAUGGCGCGUUAUGUGAAGGGGAAGAUGGAGGGAGCGAGGAAUCUGCCUCAGAUUCUGGGCCUCACUGCCUCACCAGGCACCGGCGGAGCCAAGACACAGGAGGGAGCCGUCAACCAUGUGCUACAGAUCUGUGCGAAUCUGGACUCUGUUAUUGUAUCCACAAAAAACUAUGUGCCAGAGCUUAGAGUGGUUGUUCCCAGACCCAUAAAGAAGUACGACAUUGUGGAUACCCGGCUUUUCGACCCAUUUGGGGACCAUCUGAAGGAGAUGAUGAGGAUGAUCCAUGGGUACAUGGCGUCAGACGUCACUUUUCGCGAGAUGGGCACUCAGGAGUAUGAAAAUGAUGUGGUGGAACUGGAGAAGAAAGGUGUUCGGGAGGAGAACAGGCUGUUGGCUCAGUGUGCCUUACACCUGAGAAAAUACAAUGACGCCCUUCUCAUCAACGACACCGUGCGCAUGGUGGACGCCCUGCGGCUUCUGCAGGACUUCUACCGCACAAAGAGCGAAAACAGAAUGGACGCAACUGACAUUUUCCUCUCUGGACUCUUUGAAGAGAACCAAGUAGAGCUGAGGCUGUUGGCUUCAGAUGCUCGAAACGAGAACCCCAAGCUGGUCCAGCUGCAGCGCACCCUGCUGGAACAGUUUCAGGACAGAAACUCGCGUGGCAUCCUCUUCUCCAAAACCAGAGAGGGCACACGCUGCCUGUACGACUGGGUACGUGCCAACCCAGCACUGCAGCGUGCCGACAUCCGCGCUGCCAUCCUCACUGGAGCUGGCAAUGGUGCCAAUCACAUGACACAGAGCGGUCAAAGAGAAACUAUUUGUAGAUUCAGAGUCGGAGACCUCAACCUCCUCAUCUCCACCAGUGUGGCUGAAGAAGGCCUUGACAUUCCAGAAUGUAACGUGGUGGUGCGUUAUGGGCUGCUGACCAAUGAGAUCGCUCAGCAGCAGGCCAGCGGGCGGGCCCGGGCCCAGGACAGUGUGUAUUCAGUGGUGGCGCAGGCAGGUGGGCGGGAGAUGCGAAGGGAAAAGACCAACGAGUACCUGGAGGAGCUGACCGAAAGAGCGGUCGCGGAAGUACAACGCAUGUCCCCUGAAGAGUUCCGCAGGAAGGUGAACGCGCUGCAGAGGGCUGACGUGAUGGAGAGGAUUCUAACCUGCAGGCGGAGAGAGGAGAAGAAAAAGCGGUACAAUCCAUCCCAGGUGCAGUUCGUCUGCAGAAGCUGCUUCACUCCUGUCGCCCAUGGAGACGACAUGAGAGUCGUAAACAACUCACAACACGUGAACAUCAACCCUGACUUCAAAAAUUACUAUCAGGUAGGAGGGCAGGUUCAUAUAGACCGGAUGUUUGAAGACUGGGAGCCUGGUCGUGUCAUCAGCUGUGCUGCCUGUGGACUGGAGUGGGGGUUCGAGGUCAAAUUAAGAAAGGUGGUGGUACUGCCCUGCCUAAAAAUAAAAAGUUUUUCAAUGAAGACUCCUCAGGGCAACCGCACAGCCAAGCAGUGGAAGGAGGUGGAGUUUGCUGUGGAAGAGUUUGAGUUUACUGAGUACGUGUCCAGCCGCUUCCUUGACCUGGACCUAGAGUGAGUGUGUCCACUCACACAGCUCUGGCUCAGUCUGAGAGAUGAUGACAUUAAGCUGUGACAGCACUGAUACCACUCCAGCUACUUUGGCAUAGUAAGAUGCUAAGCAUGAAGCUUUGUAUCAUCUCUUGUUUUUACUGUAUUACUUCACUUUGACCAUUAGGUGUCCCUGUUGUGCAAUAUUUUAUUAUAAAGACCUCCAAAAUGGAAAUUUUCAAUGUGUAGUGCCAUUUGGACAGGAUGAGUUUUUCAGCUUUGUAGUGGUGUCUGGAUGAGGGAUGUAUACUGUGCUUUGUAAGAGAUUCCCAGCUCAGUAUCUUGGUAUUUUGUAGGGUGAGUUAGAAGCCCUAUUCGGGCUGGGUUAGUUUAUCAGGGGUUUGUCAGGACAAGCAACUUUCUAGUACGUUCUGUUUUAUUUGAUCAGAAUUUAAGAAACUUACAGUGAACUAGUCAGUACUUUCUAAAAACCUUCAUAUCGUGCAUCUUUUCCUGAUAAUGCUCUCCCAGAUAGUGGAAAGUUUUGCCACCCAGACAGAGAAAAUGGUUGGGUGAUUCCCCAAAAGUAUAGUUUUUUUGUUUCGCAGUUCAGAAAGUGUUCAAUAUUUGAGGGAAGGUCUCUGAGUCACACACUAGGAGACCAUAUACAGAGAGUAGCAAAGGUCAAAACAUUUUUCCCCCAAUGUGAGGCCUGGAAAAACAUGUGACAGUGUGUAAGGACAGGUCAAAAAUGAGUAGAACGCCACCGAGUUUGGUGAAAAAUGGUAGGUAAUUCGGCCUGUAAUUUUCUCAAUGGAGCAGGGAGAGAAACACUGCCAUGGCUGAUCCAGACAGCAAUAAAAUCACAGAGCAGCACCUGUAAAAGAGGAAAUUACCCCAGGACCCCAUGUUCAUUUAAUCCCAUCUGAAUAGGGUUUAUGGUAAAUCGGUGUCCUCAGAGGUGGAUAUAUGCCGUGUACCAGUGUACCACUCCCCUACAAAAAUGCAGUGAAGUGCAACUUCUUUUCCUGCAGGAUAGGAUGAAAUAUUUACCAACAUAUCUGUUUGAAAAGGGGUUAUUUCUACAGUUCAUUUUGCAGCUGGUAAAAGCUGCUGUAAAACUAAUUCUGUUUGAAUAGUGCCCAUGUCUCUCUGAGGUUGAUAGGCUAUAGCAGUCGUCACCAAUCCUCUUCAUUUAAUCACUAUACUAGCCUGUUAGUGUUGUUACUUCUUGCUGAAUGUGUGUCUGAAUGCCUGACACUAUAACAAACCGGUGGUUGAUGAACGUGUGAACUCUUCCCUUAGAGCAAACAGCCAAGAAUGACCUUUGACCCUUGACUCUUGAAGGGUGCUGUGAAUGUAUUUCUUGCUACUGUCUAUUUUCAUGUCUGUUGAUGUCUGGGUGGGUGUACUUUUCAUGUUCCUGUAUAUUAUGAAAUAAAUUAACUUUUACUGUA
This is a messenger RNA of Colossoma macropomum (tambaqui), 3566 nucleotides long. It is a transcript of the gene dhx58, whose product is annotated as DEXH (Asp-Glu-X-His) box polypeptide 58. The record is from RefSeq and is a predicted model, not a curated record. Gene Ontology annotation, biological process: positive regulation of interferon-beta production; response to virus; innate immune response. NCBI's taxonomy places the organism in Eukaryota, Metazoa, Chordata, Actinopteri, Characiformes, Serrasalmidae. The transcript has 12 exons. Gene Ontology annotation, molecular function: double-stranded RNA binding; ATP binding; zinc ion binding. Gene Ontology annotation, cellular component: cytoplasm. Bases 107 to 2137 code for a protein of 676 amino acids.